Daldinia loculata is the source of this 894-nucleotide messenger RNA. RefSeq lists its product as uncharacterized. Bases 1 to 894 code for a protein of 297 amino acids. The record is from RefSeq and is a predicted model, not a curated record. Lineage: Eukaryota; Fungi; Ascomycota; Sordariomycetes; Xylariales; Hypoxylaceae. The transcript is spliced from 2 exons.
AUGCUAGCGCCUCUUCUCUUGAACAAGGCGGGCGUCUUGCUCGCCGCAUUGUCCAGCGUUGGUGUAGCUCUCGCCGGACCCGUGGAUGUACGACAGGCAGCCAAGGAUGUCGUAGCUCGCGCAGCCGAUGUCUCAACCGUCACAGGUUAUGCUCAUCCGUUGACGCUCACUGCUCUGUCUGCACUUCGCCCUGAUCAGACACCCCUGUCUUACGCCUCGCCUCCUACGGCUAUCACCGUUCCUACCAAACCACUACCGCCUGCCGGAGACAAGGCUGCCGAAGAAACUGGUGUCCAAGCUAAGGUAGCGGACGUCUCCGAGUCCGAACCCGCCGCGUCCCAGACCGACGCGCCAAGCGCAACUGCUGUCUGCACAUCAAUUGCUGGCACCUAUCCCACGGCCACCAUCCCCAACUUCUGCAACCCCUCGGCCCAGGUCAACGCACCCAGCUUCAUCCCGAGCCGCACCGACAUCCCCACCGCCACUGUCACCGUGGGCGCCGUGACUAACAAGCUCGACUGCUGCGUGCAGUGUGCCGGCAUCUUCAACUGCGUCGCCUGGCGCUUCGUCCCCGUGUACACCCAGGCGCCCAACCCACACCUGCCCGGUGGUUUUGACCCUUGGGGCCGCGGUGACUGCGAGGCCGUCUACCACACGGGUAACCCGGAUGACGAGACGAACACCGCGCACGACGACUCGGCGGCGAACCUGUGUCCCAACGGCAAGGUCGGCGAGCUACUGGCUAACAACGGUAGCGCUUCGACUAAGGCUACUGGCAGCUGGAUGAAUCUGUACUACAAUGGCUGGAAUGAGGGUCCCUGCGCUGAGCCCGUGGCGCCGUUUGAUAGUGGCAAGGAUGCGGGACGAGGAGAUGAGGCGAAUUUGUGUUCGUAG